AUGACUAGUGGUUUCCAGUCUUUACUUAAUUAUGAUUGGUAUACAUUUUCAUCAUCAUCAUCAUCAUCAUCAUCAUCAUCAUCAUCAUCAUCAUCAUCAUCAUCAUCAUCAUCAUCAUCAUCAUCAUCAUCAUCAUCAUCAUCAUCAUCAUCAUCAUCAUCAUCAUCAUCAUCAUCAUCAUCAUCAUCAUCAUCAUCAUCAUCAUCAUCAUCAUCAUCAUCAUCAUCAUCAUCAUCAUCAUCAUCAUCAUCAUCAUCAUCAUCAUCAUCAUCAUCAUCAUCAUCAUCAUCAUCAUCAUCAUCAUCAUCAUCAUCAUCAUCAUCAUCAUCAUCAUCAUCAUCAUCAUCAUCAUCAUCAUCAUCAUCAUCAUCAUCAUCAUCAUCAUCAUCAUCAUCAUCAUCAUCAUCAUCAUCAUCAUCAUCAUCAUCAUCAUCAUCAUCAUCAUCAUCAUCAUCAUCAUCAUCAUCAUCAUCAUCAUCAUCAUCAUCAUCAUCAUCAUCAUCAUCAUCAUCAUCAUCAUCAUCAUCAUCAUCAUCAUCAUCAUCAUCAUCAUCAUCAUCAUCAUCAUCAUCAUCAUCAUCAUCAUCAUCAUCAUCAUCAUCAUCAUCAUCAUCAUCAUCAUCAUCAUCAUCAUCAUCAUCAUCAUCAUCAUCAUCAUCAUCAUCAUCAUCAUCAUCAUCAUCAUCAUCAUCAUCAUCAUCAUCAUCAUCAUCAUCAUCAUCAUCAUCAUCAUCAUCAUCAUCAUCAUCAUCAUCAUCAUCAUCAUCAUCAUCAUCAUCAUCAUCAUCAUCAUCAUCAUCAUCAUCAUCAUCAUCAUCAUCAUCAUCAUCAUCAUCAUCAUCAUCAUCAUCAUCAUCAUCAUCAUCAUCAUCAUCAUCAUCAUCAUCAUCAUCAUCAUCAUCAUCAUCAUCAUCAUCAUCAUCAUCAUCAUCAUCAUCAUCAUCAUCAUCAUCAUCAUCAUCAUCAUCAUCAUCAUCAUCAUCAUCAUCAUCAUCAUCAUCAUCAUCAUCAUCAUCAUCAUCAUCAUCAUCAUCAUCAUCAUCAUCAUCAUCAUCAUCAUCAUCAUCAUCAUCAUCAUCAUCAUCAUCAUCAUCAUCAUCAUCAUCAUCAUCAUCAUCAUCAUCAUCAUCAUCAUCACAUCAUCAUCAUCAUCAUCAUCAUCAUCAUCAUCAUCAUCAUCAUCAUCAUCAUCAUCAUCAUCAUCAUCAUCAUCAUCAUCAUCAUCAUCAUCAUCAUCAUCAUCAUCAUCAUCAUCAUCAUCAUCAUCAUCAUCAUCAUCAUCAUCAUCAUCAUCAUCAUCAUCAUCAUCAUCAUCAUCAUCAUCAUCAUCAUCAUCAUCAUCAUCAUCAUCAUCAUCAUCAUCAUCAUCAUCAUCAUCAUCAUCAUCAUCAUCAUCAUCAUCAUCAUCAUCAUCAUCAUCAUCAUCAUCAUCAUCAUCAUCAUCAUCAUCAUCAUCAUCAUCAUCAUCAUCAUCAUCAUCAUCAUCAUCAUCAUCAUCAUCAUCAUCAUCAUCAUCAUCAUCAUCAUCAUCAUCAUCAUCAUCAUCAUCAUCAUCAUCAUCAUCAUCAUCAUCAUCAUCAUCAUCAUCAUCAUCAUCAUCAUCAUCAUCAUCAUCAUCAUCAUCAUCAUCAUCAUCAUCAUCAUCAUCAUCAUCAUCAUCAUCAUCAUCAUCAUCAUCAUCAUCAUCAUCAUCAUCAUCAUCAUCAUCAUCAUCAUCAUCAUCAUCAUCAUCAUCAUCAUCAUCAUCAUCAUCAUCAUCAUCAUCAUCAUCAUCAUCAUCAUCAUCAUCAUCAUCAUCAUCAUCAUCAUCAUCAUCAUCAUCAUCAUCAUCAUCAUCAUCAUCAUCAUCAUCAUCAUCAUCAUCAUCAUCAUCAUCAUCAUCAUCAUCAUCAUCAUCAUCAUCAUUAUCAUUAUCAUCAUCAUCAUCAUCAUCAUCAUCAUCAUCAUCAUACACAUAUUUCUCUUUAUUAA
This is a messenger RNA of Schistosoma margrebowiei, 1971 nucleotides long. NCBI's taxonomy places the organism in Eukaryota, Metazoa, Platyhelminthes, Trematoda, Strigeidida, Schistosomatidae. The record is from the annotation of a GenBank genome assembly.